UUACAUCCGAACUUAGCCCUUCCUUACUUGUUUUUAUUUUAAAUUUUACAAAUGUGCACCGAUCAAAAAAAAGUUGGAGGGUGAAGCUAAUUGCGUUCUUUAUAAGCAUAUAAGGAAUUGUUUUUGUUAUUGUGUGCGAGUUACACGUGUAUUGGAUACAUAUUUGAACAAAUACCAUAUAACUUUGUCAAAUUCAAAGAUUUAUGUUAAUUGAGAUUUUUUUUGGCGAAAUGCCCACACUCGCGCACAAAACGUAGCGAUUAGCAGCCGGGGAUGACUAAUUCAAUAAAUUUAUUCAAAAGAACGUCAGUUGCAUGCAACCAGCAGUGUAGAGAUUUAAAACAAAUUGAAAUUUACAUAUGUACAUAUGUAUGUAUGUAUACAAAUGAAUAUACAAAUUUUAAUUUCCCAGAUCAUGGAUAUUAAAUGACUUUUAAUUACAAACAAAUUAAGAACUCUCAGUUCAGUUAUUUAACUGUAAAGGCGCACCUUCAUCAUCUGCUCAUCUGGAUGUUCGAAAACAUGCACACACUCAAUGUCCCAAGUUAUGCAUAUGCACGUUCUCUCUUGUCUUCCGUAGCAUCUUUCUAAAUUGGAAAAUUUUUCAUAAGCAGCGUUCAAUCAAAUUAAUUUUCAAAAUAUUGGAUCAGUACGAGCGGGUCACUCAGACGGUAACCACACACUAUUCGUAAAUAUUGUUCGUUUUUGAUUGGUGAAAUGUAAAUGUGAUGCAAAACUAAACAAUAAUUUAAUAUACAUACAUAUACAUAUGCAUACAUGCAUACACACAUGAUUUUGUAUAAAAAUAUUUUUUGGUUUUUUCCAAAAUAACAUGAAUUACUGUGCUAUAUAUUGAAACCGUGUUGUGACCUCAGCAGCAAAGAAUACUACACACAUACAAUUUACUACGAAAAACCUUUGGCAUCACAAGAGUCUCGAGCAUCUGAGACGGCUUACUUGAGUAGUAAUAUGUUUCGUGUCUCGCAGGAGAUUCGGUUGAAUACAAGCAGCAGCGCUGAAGUGACACGCUACUGCAACACCACAAAUGCCGACAGUGAAAACGAUUGUAUUUUUGGAAAAUACCAAAGAACCCCAGACGCGGAUGCAUACCCCACCGAAAAUCCGCUGGUGUUAGUUGCACCCGAAUUAACAGACCCCAGCAAAGUUCAAUUACUUCACUUCCCCAAUGGCGCAAUGCGUGUAAAUUCGGAGGUUGAUUUCAUAAUCAAACGCCAUGGUGUGAAGGGAAAUUUUGAAACAAAGGUUGAAAGCCCCUCUGGCAUAACCGCUAUCACACCUCUCCAACUUAUUGAUCCGGAACGUUUAAGAGCACAUUUUCAACUGAAAGAGGCAGGCCUCUAUAAAAUACACAUCAAAUGUAAUUCCGUGCCAUUACUUAAAUCGCCAUUCAUCAUAGUCUCAAUUUGCGGUGAGCCCGAGAACAAUGUACGCAAAAUUGAAUUACCCGUAUUCAAAUCAGACGCCAGUUGUGUGACCUAUCGUGGACUUGGCCUAACACACAUUUCCCUUGAAGAGAAGAACGAGUUCACCGUUGAUGGUUCGGCAGCGGGCAACAACAUGCUGUUUGUUGGUAUAUUCGGACCAAAAGGACAAUGCGAUGAGGUAGUCAUUAAACAUACCGGAAAUAAUGUUUACAAAAUUACAUAUGAGGUGCGUGACCCGGGCGAUUAUUUGCUAGUGGCCAAAUGGGGUGAUGAGCAUAUACCAGGUUCACCGUUCCAGUUGAACGCCAUAUAAAGUACAAGAAGCCCAACAAAACAUCCAGUCGUACUUAAUUUAAUUAUAAUUAAUGUUAAUGUAUCUAAAACUAUUACAAAAGGAAUUAGCAAAUACCUACAUACAUAUGUAUGUUUUCCUGAAAUUUGUCAUAUUUCAAUAAUUCACGAAGAUUAUCUAUGUUGUAAUUGAAUUUUGUUAGUAAAUAAAUAGCGAUAUAAACUUAAAAAACAAA
Bactrocera oleae (olive fruit fly) is the source of this 1972-nucleotide messenger RNA. Its product is annotated as filamin-A. Gene Ontology annotation, molecular function: actin filament binding. The record is from RefSeq and is a predicted model, not a curated record. NCBI's taxonomy places the organism in Eukaryota, Metazoa, Arthropoda, Insecta, Diptera, Tephritidae. Gene Ontology annotation, biological process: actin cytoskeleton organization.